Messenger RNA from Canis lupus familiaris (dog), 4165 nucleotides. Its product is annotated as acyl-coenzyme A thioesterase 1. The transcript has 6 exons. Bases 2049 to 3386 code for a protein of 445 amino acids. The record is from RefSeq and is a predicted model, not a curated record. NCBI's taxonomy places the organism in Eukaryota, Metazoa, Chordata, Mammalia, Carnivora, Canidae. Gene Ontology annotation, biological process: acyl-CoA metabolic process; fatty acid metabolic process. Gene Ontology annotation, molecular function: fatty acyl-CoA hydrolase activity.
CUGCUGAGCCACCCAGGUGUCCCGCCAGUCAGUUUUUGAAUCAGUGACACAUUGGCUCCUCAUUCGAAAUGAGACAAGACCAACCCUCAGUGCCUUGAGGUCUCUGCCUUCUGAAUGUCAAUAUGGAUACAUUUCUGAGAGUGCCUGAAUAGUAACUGGAUCAGCAAAAUAGCUUAGUCUGCUAGGAGAGGCCAAGAACCUAUCCCUUAAAAGGCAGUCGUUCUCGACUAGGAGUGAUUUUGGUCCCUUAAGGGGACAUGUAUGGAGACAUCUUUGGUAGUCACAACUGGAGAAUGCUGCUGGCAUCCAGUGGGGGUGCUACUAGACCAUCCUACAAGGUACAAGACAGGCCCCCACAACAAAGAAUUAUCCAACACAGGAUUUCAAUAGUAGCUAGGCUGAGAAACCUUACUUUAAGGAGAUCUUAGAGAAGAAGUUGGCAGUGGGUGAAUGGAACAGUGUGUUCUGAAAUAAGGAAUGUGAAGCAACCCAGGAGUCUUUGAAGGGGACCCGAGGAUUCUCAAAGUGUGCUUGAUGUCCCAGCCAGUAUACCUAUAAUAAACAGGAAGCAGCAGCUCUGGCUUUUCUUUUUCCUGGGUUGGCAGGAUAACACUUUGAUCCUCAAAUUCUGCUGUUUCUUCUUCCUCUAGCCGUUUCAAGAGCUCCAGGUCACUGGUGGAAGUAAGCUCAUCCCGGAUGUGGCUCCAGUCAUAUUGCUGGCGCAGAAAACUCUGCCACUUGUUGGGGGAGACCCCAGAUCUCAGAGGACGUUUGCUCUGGAUCCAUCGGGCAGUGCGCUUGUUCAGCUUUUCCAGCACGAUGGCUUCCCAGGCUUGGGCCUCCUUCUCAGGAGGUGGAAGCCAGGUUUCUCUCUCCAGGUUCACAUCUGGAGAAAGCGACAUACCCAGCAUGUCCAGAUCCCUGCCAGAAUGAGAGAUGCCAGGGGAAGGUUUUUCAUGGACCACCCUUGCUAGCUUUGGUUUUCGUGGCUGCUUAAGAUUGGCGGAACUUUCUGUCUUCACAGCCUGGGAGGUGACCCUUGCUGAGAGACCUGAAGAACCCAAGGACUUAAAGCCAGUGGGUUUCUCAGAUCGGGCCCUCCUGAUCUGGAGAGGCUGGAUGAUGUGGUCUGUGUUGUAGAGAUGGUCAAAGUUGUACUGGCUGUAAGGGAUGCUGGGAAGCCCUCGCUGCCAUACCACCUCCUGAGAGAAGAUUUCAAAACUGAGGGCCAGAGAGAAGAGACACGACAAAGGCCACAGUAUUGGUUAAUCCCUCAAGCAAUCCUAACCCUUUUGACACGUAAUCCAAAGUCUUCUCAACUACUUCAGGCUGCCUUUCAUCAUUCAGCUGAUGCGAAAAGCUCUUUUCAGAUACUAGUAAAGUAGCAGUAUUUUGAAAUACCUUCAAGGUCGCCUCCCUCAACACCUUCUUCAAGGGAAAGCAAGGUUCUGCAUCUUAAACCUUCCUUCCUUUCUUAGGUUUCAAAGCUGUUUAUAUUGGUUACCAGGCAACCACCUCUUUAGAAUUCCAUGGGUCUACUGACAGAAUUUGUGGGUUCAAACAGCGGUAUCUUCAGUUAUUUAUAUAUUUCCUUUUGUAAACAACUUUGGAAAACUGCAUUGUAUUUAUUGGUUGAUGGCACAAGGGAUUUCUUGGUCAUCCUUUGGAAAUAAACCUCUAGUAAGCUCCAUGCCCAGUGUCGAGCCUACGGCGACCCUGAGAUCAAGACCUGAGCUGAGAUCAUGAGUCAGAUGCUCAACCAACAGAGCCACCCAGGUGCCCCAGCCAUGUUAUUUCUGAUAGAAAUUCUGGGCAAAGAAGAAAAUUAAAACUACUAAAAUUCUCCAAAGCCUAAGAAACAAGUUUGGGUACGCCUCUGACCUGGUGGGACAAGAGUCUGGCCCUCCAAGCCCAAUUUGGCAGGCUACUCGGCCCCACUGGGCGCGCAGCCUGCAGAUGACGGAGCCUGCCACUAGAGGGUCGCUGAGCAGUUUCUAACUUUCUCCACUGCCCAGUUCAGCUGACUCGGACUGAAACCAAGAGGCAAAAUGGUGGCCUCCGCCGGCGCUAUUCUGCGAGCCUCGGGACUCCGCCGAUGGGGCUUCCUGCCGAGGACUCCAAAGCUGUGGGCAGGGGCCCGAGGCUCGGCGACGGUGAGCCUGGAGCCCGCGGGCGGCUGCGCCUGGGACGAGCCGGUGCGCAUCUCCGUGCGCGGCCUGGCCCCGGGACAGCCCGUCACGCUGCGCGCGUCCCUGCGCGACGAGAGGGGCGCGCUCUUCCGGGCCCACGCGCGCUACCGGGCGGACGACCGCGGCCUCCUGGACCUGGCGCGCGCGCCCGCGCUGGGCGGCAGCUUCGUGGGGCUCGAGCCCAUGGGGCUGCUCUGGGCCCUGGAGCCCGAGACGCCCUUGGUGCGGCUGGUGAAGCGGGACGUGCAGACGCCCUUCGCCGUGGAGCUGGAGGUGCUGGACGGCCACGAGCCCGACGCCGGGCGGCUCCUGGGCCGGGCGCUGCACGAGCGCCACUUCCUGCGGCCCGGGGUGCGGCGGGUGCCGGUGCGCGCGGGCCGGGUGCGCGGCACGCUCUUCCUGCCCCCAGAACCUGGGCCCUUUCCAGGGAUUGUGGACAUUUACGGAGUUGGAAGUGGCCUUCUGGAAUAUCGAGCUAGUCUGUUGGCUGGCAAGGGUUUUGCUGUGAUGGCUCUGGCUUACCAUAACUAUGAAGAUCUCCCCAAGGGCCUGGAGAUCCUCCAUCUGGAGUACUUUGAAGAAGCUGUGAACUACCUUCUGGAUCACCCUCAGGUAAAGGGUCCGGGAGUCGGGCUGCUUGGCAGUUCCAAAGGAGGUGAGCUCUGCCUCUCCAUGGCCUCAUUUCUGAAGGGCAUCACUGCCUCCGUCAUAAUCAAUGGCUCCGUGGCCAAUGUUGGGGGAACCUUACACUACAAGGAUGAGAUCCUGCCCCCUGUGGGCCUAGACUCAAAUCGAAUGAGGGUGACCAAAGACGGCUUGGCAGACAUUUUGGAUGUCCUGAAUAGCCCGUUGGAAGGAGCUGACCAGAAGAGUUUCAUUCCCGUGGAAAGGGCUGAGAGUGCCUUCCUGUUCCUUGUAGGUCUGGAUGACCACAACUGGAAGAGUGAAUUCUAUGCUAACGAGGCCUCUAAGCGCUUACAGGCCCAUGGUAGGGAGCAGCCCCAGAUCAUCUGUUACCCUAUGGCAGGACACUACAUUGAGCCUCCUUACUUCCCCAUGUGCCGGGCUUCCCUACACACCUUGGUGGGUGGUCCUGUCAUCUGGGGAGGGGAGCCCAGGGCUCAUGCCAUGGCCCAGAUGGAUGCUUGGAAGCAGCUCCAGACUUUCUUCCACAAACACUUGGGUGGGGAAAAGUAAGUGGUGGGAAGAGGCAGCUUUUUUUUUUUUUUUUUUUUUGAGGCAGCUUUUAUUUUACAUAAACCUUAUGCCACAGCAACACAUGGGAGUGACAAUAGUUUCAGUCCAGGAAGGAGAAGAGCAGCUGGGGAAGGAAAUAUGCUUCCAGGGCACCAACUGUAUGUCAAUCAUUUAAUCUUCACAACUAUGGGAGGCAGGUGAAAGAAUAUGUGCAAGCACAAGCUGUUGUUCACAACAUUUUAAAGCAAAUACAGUCUGUGAGAGCCAAUGAUUGCUAUUAACAGUUCUUUAGUUAAAGAAAGAUGACCCCAAUAUCAAUCUAAAACUCUCUACCCUAGUAAUGAAAAUUCAGAUAUAUGCAUAUUGGGCAUUAUAAACUAGCAAGGUUGUUUCUCAUAAUUAACCAGAAAGGCUUAGAAAUUGAUGGUUACAUCCAUGGGCCAUAAGACUAAACUUCCGGAGUGGAGAGGUAUUCAAGAUAAUAUUUACAAAUAAUAUUUGGAAACAUAUUUACAAUUACAGAAAAAGAACAGGAAGAUUAUUAAGAUGUAAACAUGGCAACUUGAUCUUUUUUUCUUAAUAUAGAUUAUGAUUUCUAUAAUUUAUAUUUCCCUUCCUUUUUUGUUUUAUCAUUGAAUUUUCUAAAUUGCUACAUUACUGAAAAUUCAGAUUCAGACAGCACCUAAAUAAAUCAAAUGUCAUUGUGAAAAAAAAAAGCUGUUAGUAAGGGUGCUAACUAGAGGCUUGUGGUCUCUGGCUCUACCAAGCCAGAACUAAAA